GUCCCCGCGUCUGGCGCUGCCCGCGCGGCGAGGGGCGGCAGGGCCGCGCCGGGCGGGGCGGGGGCGGAUCCUACCGCGGCACAGGCCCAGCACCCGCGGGGGGAGCGGCGCUGUCCGCUUGCACCCCCUGGCGGCGGGGAAGGGCAGUGCCCACCGCGCCCGGUCGCAGGUGCUGGCAGGCGUUGCGGAGCGCAACUCCGUUCCGCAAUUAAAAGGCUUUCAGAAAAAACAAUGAAUCCAUUUCUGGAUCUUCUCCGGUUCCUAGCCACACUCAUCUACGCCUACUUAGAGGCUUUCGUAAAGCUUUUUGUCCCUGUGAAGAGAAAGUCUGUCAGCGGAGAACUCGUCCUCAUCACGGGUGCUGGCCACGGCGUCGGGAGAGCCACUGCCUGCGAGUUCGCCAAGCGGCAAAGCAGGCUGGUACUGUGGGACAUUAAUAAGCACGGCAUCGAGGACACGGCAGCAGAAUGCAGAAGGCUGGGAGCAACUGUUCAAACCUUUGUGGUGGACUGCAGCAAAAGGGAGGAAAUCUACAGCGCUGCAGAGAAGGUGAGAAAGGACAUUGGGGAUGUCUCCAUCCUGGUGAAUAACGCUGGUGUGAUUACGACUGCUGACCUGCUCUCAACUCGGGACGAGCAGAUUGAAAGGAUGUUUGAAGUCAACAUUCUUGCUCACAUCUGGACAACAAGAGCUUUUCUGCCAACCAUGAUGGACAACAACUAUGGCCACAUCGUCACAGUGGCUUCGGCGGCAGGUCAUUUUGUGACUUCUUUCAUGGUGACAUACUGUUCAAGCAAGUUUGCGGCAGUUGGAUUUCAUAAAGGUCUGACAGAGGAGCUGUCUACCCUGAGAAAGGAUGGAAUAAAAACAACGUGUCUCUGUCCUGUUUUUAUAAACACCGGAUUUGUCAAAAACCCCAGCAUAAGGCUUGGAAAGAUUUUGGAGAUUGACGAAGUUGUAGAAGCUUUGAUGGAAGGAAUACUGACCAACCAGAAAAUGGUUUUUGUCCCACCACAUCUAAGCCUUGCUUUACUUUCUGAAAUGUUGCUUCCAGAACGUGCCAUUGAUUUUCUGAAAAAGAUGACCAAUACCAAGUUUGAUGCAGUGGUUGGGCAGAGAAGCACUCAGUGAAAAGCAAAAAUUGAUUCUCAUUUCUCAAUGGCACAAGUGAAAACAGAACACAUGCUGAGCGUAAGGCAGCUGGUUUGAUUCAGAGCAGGGCUGGGCACAUGCUUCCAGGCCACCAUUUCCAAGAACACCUAAGGGUUCAUCCCACACCUGCAGCAAGGAUGUAACUGCAAAACACAGAGCAUUAAUGAAGCAGCUCUAGAAGCCUAAGGGCUGCUUCAGCUGCACGUCACAUCGCCUCAUCUCCUAGUGCUGAGGCAGAAAGGAACCCCCACAAAGCCCAUCUCUGGCUUAGCACAGCUGCUUUACUGAGUGCAAAGGGGUGGCCUGAGACUACAUUGAUCUGGACUGAUCCCUGAGCAAAAGUGUCGUACAAGAAGCAGUUUAUAGGGGAGGUAGGUGGCCUGCUUCAUCUCCAUUUAUCUUUUCAACUUUUUUUUUUAAUGUGGUCUAAUGAACACUCAAAGAGUUUUGUGUGCUUUUGUAGUGAGUACCUGAAAUAUUACAGGCUUAUAUGUACUGAAAGAAAUACAUUACACAUACCUCUUACAUAGUAAUUACGUCAAUGAUUCAUUUUGCAUUAGCACCAUGAACACGCCUUAUUCCAAAUAAACAGAGUUCUCUAACCCA
Molecule: messenger RNA, 1758 nt
Organism: Colius striatus (speckled mousebird)
Lineage: Eukaryota; Metazoa; Chordata; Aves; Coliiformes; Coliidae
Product: estradiol 17-beta-dehydrogenase 11-like
Exons: 7
Coding region: 232-1131 (299 amino acids)
Cellular component (GO): lipid droplet
Molecular function (GO): oxidoreductase activity, acting on the CH-OH group of donors, NAD or NADP as acceptor
Source: RefSeq, a predicted model, not a curated record